AUGCCGCCCUUCUCCCCUCCUCCGUCAUUCGCGUCUUCGUCGUCUUCCCCCUUUUCCUCGUCUGUGAAGUUGGCGGUGCCGUCUCCCGCGCAGCCUGAGCCUCGAGGGAGGACAGAGGUCGAGGAUCUUCCCGGCGGCGCAGCCUUUCGAGGCAAGUCGCGGGCAUCCUCCCAAGCCCGUGGAUGGGAGGGCUCUUCUCUUCCGUGCUCCUCUGUCUCGUCGUCCGCUGUCACGACACCUCAGGCGGACGCCUACGCGUUUCCCUCCUUCCCGCCUUCCGUCGCAUCCAGCUCUCAGACCCCCUCCCUUUCUGUCACGUCGACCUCCUCGGGGCCGUCUCCGCCUCUCGGCCACCUCGUCGACUCUGCACAUAAGCCGAACUGGACUUCAGCCAGUCCAGCCUCUUCACCUUCUCCGUGUUCGCCCCAGGCCUUCCCUUGCUCUCCCGACGCCCUGCUCGGCGCGUGCAUCCCUCUGCCGCCGGUGGCUACUGGAGGCAAAAUCAGCUGCCACGCGUCUCUUCCGCCCUUCUGUGUGAUUGUGACGGCAGUCUCUCCUCUCGUUCACACCUCUUCUUCUUUCGCUUCUUCGUGUCCAACUCUCUGCUCCCCGCCGCGCCUCCAGGCAGGCUCUGCUGAAGGUUCCCGUGCCUCAUCCUUCGAAUCUCCCCCCGGUCCACCUGCCGCCCACCCGGCAGGCCGCGCGGCUUCCCCACACGCAGCAGCCGCUGUCUCUUCGUCCGAGGGCUGUCUCUCUCGGGAGCAAGUUGCUGCCUGUCUGUCUCUGUCUUCUUCGUUCGUUUACGCCGCCGCCGUCCACUCCUGCUCACAGCUCCGGUGUCCCCCGGACUGCGUCUACAUUUCGCUAAGCAAUGAGGUGUAUCUCCUCCACGUUCCGGCUCUUCUUUUUGCCCAGGAACUUUCCCGCCCGACUUUGGCGGCUCCUGCUGAAUCAGGGGCAGAGAAGGAGGCGCUUCGAGAGCCCAGCGCAGAGUCCGAUGGCCUCUCGCGGCUCGCCUCCGUUGCGCUCUUCUCCCAUGGGUCGCCGGCGCUCUGGGGCUCUCCGGUGUAUCCGCUCAGAGGGCGGCGCUACAAGACCCGCGCAUGUGCUGAGGGCGUCGUCGCAGCUGGGCCUCUGGAGGGAAGUCCCUUUGCGCAUCAGGGCGCGGGGCGGCAAGAUGCGUGCUUCCACGCAGGGACGCGGAGACGGUCUUUCCUCACAGAAGUCAGCUGUCAGUCUCUCUCGCGGCCAACGAGAAGUUUCUCCUCGGUAGGAUCAGGAGACUCGGUCGCGUCUGCGUCAUGUCCGGUGAGUCGAGGCGCGACGUUUUCCGGGGAGGAUUUGUGGCACGGCGACCGCAGAAGCCAGCCGAGCUCGCGUCCCCCGUCCCUAGAAGCCCUGCCGCCUCUGCAUGCACUCUCGGGUGUCGGGGUCGACGGCGCAGACCGCAGUGUACUUGGCGGCUUCCUUCUGUCUCCGGAAACGUCUGCGCUUUCUCCGCCUCCCUCCGUGCUCCUCUCGCUUCUCUCUAAAGUUCUGCCCGCUCCCUUCCCGUCGCUCUGGCCGCCUCUCGUUCUUCUCCAAACCCUCCGCGAGGACGGAGACUCCAGCGACGAAGGCCCGGCGCGUCUGAGGCGAUUGCAGGCCAGAGAGGUGUCUCCGGCUGCGCCCCGACCGUCUCGCCUGUCGCAUCGGUGUGCACACGUUUCGCCUCUUUCCGCCGCUUCCUCUUCCGCCGCGUCCUCCGUCCUCGUGCUGGGCCACGCCUACGCAAUGAGCGUGUGCACACACAUGGGAACUGUGCGGAGUGUCCAGCUGCAUCCGGCGACGGCAUGCACGGCGUUGCUUCUCUUCGCCGAUGUUGAGGGCUGGGGCGUCCACGUUUGGCGCGAACGCGAACCUUGCUCGGGCGCCAUGGAGCUCGCCGUGCGCGUCGAACUGUCGCUUCCUUCUUGCUUCGCAGUGGGGACCGAGGCCGACCAUGGGAGACGCGCCGGGCGAGGGCGGGAAGCAAAGAGGAGGACGAUGCGCGCCGAGGAGGAGACAGAGCCCGAGAGUGCGCCUGCCAGAGGUCUCGAGUCCAGAUUCAAGCGAAGCGAGACCGAGAGAGACAUGCGAGAGAAGACGAAAACGGGCUCCUCGCCACGCUCGUCGCUGCGAGGUGGCCGAGCCGCCGUCCAAGUCGCGGUUCUCGAACUCGACGAACGCCAGCACGGAAUCGGGGGCAGCGGUCUGUCGGCUCUAGACUUUGGUCUCACAGACUGUUCGCCUUUUGCAGCUGUGCCGAGACAGCACAUUCUGUUCUUCCACCUCGCGUCAGAGGCGUGCCUUGACAACGACGUGUCCAACUUCUUCUCCACACAGCGCCGCGCUACGGGAGGGGCGAGAAGCCCCCGCGCCGCCCUCGCCUCGGGGCGUUCCUCGCUGUAUCCGUGUUCACGAGGGCAAGAAGCCACGGCCUUUUGCACAGGCUCCGACGAGAGACGGCCGGGCGAAGGCGAAGAGACAGCGCGGCGCGCGGGGGGGAGAAAGCGAUCGAGGGAGAAGUCCGAAAGGCGACAGUUCGCCUUCCUUGGAGCGUUCAUGGUCGACGGGCUCUCCAGAGGAGCCGUCGGACGCCCCGUCGUUCAGCGCGUCGCCGGCCCCGCUCAGGUGCCUGUCGACGCAGGGUUGGAUGUAGUGGCGAUCGAGAAGGCGGAACUCUGCGAAAUAUCCCUGAUGACCUCCUUCCUGACAGUCUCUUCUUCGUCCGCCGUCCCCCCCGUCCCAGCCGGCGUGGUCGUGGGAGCCGCCGUGGCUGGGGGCCUUCCACUGUGCGGCGCGAGCGCCGCGAUUCCUCCCCUCGUCGGUCCCAGACAGCAGCAACAAAUUUUGUCCACGCAGCGCCGCGCGAGUGCAGCCUCGGCGUCGGUCGCAGCGAUGGGCGGCAACUUGGUGUGGGGCGAGCUCUCCGGGCUUCUGGCCUCUGCGAUUCCGCCCUGCCGCCUCACGCUGCGGACAGGCGCGCACGACCUCGUCGAGUUGCUCCUCUCUCCGCUGGUUCUCUGCUGCUCGCCGGAGGGGCCAAGUCCCCACCCGGAAACGCAGCUGGAGGGCGGCGCAGCUGGCGAAGACAACGAAGGACACGCAGAGAGUGAGCGUCGCCUCUCGUCUCUCUCGCCUCUCGCGUCGCUGUCUGCAUCUGGACAUCCCCGCACGUCAGCUGCCGCUCGGCCUCCCUCCGUGGUUGGCCCGUCUCUGCACUACGCGCUUCGCUGUCUCUCGUCGGUGUCGCGGAGCUUCGACCCUGUGUCGCCCAAGGCCUCGCUCGGGACCCUAUGGCCCCCCAGCAGGAGCGGCAGCCUUUUGCGGCCUCUGGGCGCCUUCUCCUCGACGCCUUCUUCUCUGUUGCUGCUGCCUCUCCAGCAAACACUCGCACCCUCUGGACUCGCGACGCCUUCCCAGUCUCACUGCGCGACGCAGCUCGUGCCGCCUUCGGGGGGCGUUGCGAGUUCGACCUCGGUGUGCGGCGCUGCAAAGGCAGAAGAGGAAGACCCGCGCCUUCCGCAGCAGCGCCCCGGCGGACGCGUGUCUCCAGUCCCCACUCCCGACUCAGGACACGCUGGCUCUUCGCGCGCUCAAUCUCCGUGUCGUGCGCCUUCCGGAGCGCCCCCGGGCGGCGACCCCACAGAAGGGACAGCAUCUCGCCCCCCCGCCUCGCCGUCCGCUUCUCGGGCUUCGCCCUCUUCGCGUUGGGUGCGUCCUUCCCUCGUGUCUCUGGCGGUGCUCCCAGCUUUCAAUGUGGCUGCAGGCGUCGUGGCGACGCCGGCUGAGGGCGAGGCCGCCAAGGGCCGGGUUUUCCUCUGGUACUACAGCGACAUGCUUGCAGGCAGUCCGCCGGUGUGCUGUCUCCAGUCUCUGCUCGUCGGUGGGGACGGUCGCGUGCGGCGAGCCGAGCCCAACAGGGACAGCCUGCGGAGGGAAGGGCGCGCGAGCGACAAGAAGGCUGCCAAGCGGGGAAAACCCCUGCCGUUGAUGCGCACAGUCUCCUGGCUUCCUGCCUCGUCCCUCGCGCUCUUUCAGCGCACGUGCACCGGAGCUGGCGACGGCGGCCUCGCGUUUGGAGACUCUGAACACGAGACACUGGAAAGUCCGAUCCGCGUUUUCGCAGGAGCCGGCGAGAGAGAAAACGACGAGACACUGAACACUCGGGACAUGCUGAGCGGUCGCUUGCCCGUCCUCGUCUGUGUCGCAGCAGAUUCGGCCGACGAAGAGGACGCAUGCAAGCUCACAAAGGCGCGACGCCGGCCGUUUCUGUAUGCUUUCGAGGUCGAUCUGCUUCACGCCCUUUUUGGAAUCCGCGAGGUCUCUCUCGCCUUCUCUCCCUCCCUGUCGCCGCUUCUUCCUCAGUCUCCUCCCGGAAGUGCUGUCUCCUCUCGGUCUCACUGCGCUUCCGCAGCGGGGCGCCGCUCGCCUUUCUUCCCGUUCUCGCGCAUUGUCGCCUCGCAAGUCCUGGAGCUGCCUGUCGUCUUCCUCGCGCGAACAAUCAAGUCUCGCCUGCUUCUCCUUCUUUUGGUGGAAAACGGUCCCGACGGAAGCCUGCCGCCCGCGGCCUCUGGGACCGAAGACGUGCAAAACGCGACAUGUGUCGAACCUGGGAGCGCGCGACUGUCUCCCCCGUCUGCGUCGCUCUCUUAUGCUCUGUUUGUCUAUGCGCUUGGACCGCUGCGGUCGGCGCAGGAGGCGUCCUCGAUCAACGAGCAGCCGCGAGACGCCGGGCGUACGCAAAGUCCUGCAGAGGAAAAUCGAUCACGGACGCGAUAUCGCGUCGUGUCCUCCAUCGACGGCUUCGGCCGCAGAGGCGCAGGGUCGCUCUGCUUCGAGCGGCUCGGUGUUUGGGCAGCCCUCAGCCCCGGCGAGAUGCACGCGACUCUCGGCUCUGUCGGCGAGCCGCUUCUCCAUGCAUGCGUCGUCUCUUCCUCAGCGCUUCUUCUCGCUUCUCCGCUGUUCUUCCUGGAGACUGCGGAAACCAAGUCCCCGGCCGCACCUAGCUCGCCGUCCUUCGGCGCCUCCCGCCUCAGCAGUCAGCAUUCCCAUGGACAGGCGGCCUCUUGUGUCCGACCUCACAGGGGGCGCGCCCGUCCGUCUUGCUCGACGUCCGUGGGCGACGCCAACGCGUCAUCGAUCUUCUCCGGAGGCGCAAAGUGCUUCCUUUUCCUUCUUCGUCUUGCCAAGCCACGCGCUGGCACCCAGCGGCUGCGUCGAUCUGCGCGGGGUCAGGGAUUCCCUGCUGUCUCUCCAUAUGGAGACUGGGACGUGCCAAGAGCGGGCGAAGAGCGUGGCGGCUGCGCACUCUCGAGACUGUCGCUGUUCGCGGUCGCGACUGUCCCUCGACGCCGCCGGGUCGCGUGCCUCGCCCUCGCCCCAGACGCUCUCGCUGUGGGGACGGCGCUGGCCCCCUCAUGGUGUGCCGGGCGAGGCGAGGAGGCGCCAGCAGUUGAGACCGACUCCCCCCUCGUCUUUGUCUAUUCCCUUCGGGGUCUCCCUCUCGUUGUCCCUUUCUCCCCCGAGGCGACGCAGCUCGCGGCAACCCUGCCGUGCCUCAGCCGGUCGGUCCCCGUUGCAGGUCGCCCGCAGCCUGCCGACUCCGAGGCGCAGCCGUCCUCUGCCAGCGCUUCGGAGAGUCAGGCUCUCUCAGGCCUGGCGCAAGGCUUUGCAUGCGCCAAGGCUUCCGGCGCGGGCGUGGCCUCUCUCACCACGACCGCUAGGAGGGACGGCCCGUGCCUGGCGUCUCCGAAUUCAGGUGUCUCUUCUCCCGUUCUCGCCGCAGACCCCCGCGACCAGGAACUGGACCUCGCGCGGGCCCUCUCGGUCCUCGCGGCUGUGGCGGCAGCGCCCCACGUGGAGCCGGAGGCAGCGUUGCCGCUUGUUGGGUUCGGGAAACCGACUCCUCGGCAGACCACGCCUGAAGCGGCGAGGCGCGUCGCAAGUGGAGUCUCUGCGGCGGGCUCUCCUUCGCCAAACCCAUCUCACCCCUCAGCUCCUAGUCAGGUGCCGCGAACUCAAGAAGUCCCGAGCCCCGCCGCGGGCUACGCCUCGGCCUAUGGGAGACUGCGAAGCCGGCGCCGGGGGCAGGGAAUGCUGGCGGUGCCGCCGCCUGAGACGGAAGACAGAGACCAGGGAGACGAUUGCGCAGAAGGCGGCGGGUCACGGAGCGGAGGAGCGCCCGCUGUCUCUGAGACAGGACGCGGCCUGGAGCCGUCUUCUGGAGACGCGAGCAGCUCGGAGGGCGUCCAAGAGUCGUCGGUGGCGCUUCGUCGGGUCGCCCACAUGGGAUUCUGUCGCCUCCCAGGAGCCGCGAUGGGUCUUCUCGUGAAGACAGUCGAAUGCGGGCGUGACCGCGGCGCUGCCGAAGCCUGGAGCGAUCAGGGCGACGCCGGCAGUUGUGUGUAUCUGUUUGUCUGUGUCUCGAGAUCGCAGAUGGGAGACGGUCGCGUUCCAGGAAGCGGGUCUAGCCGCCUUGCCCCACAGUUCGCCCCACACAUCUGGCUCCGACUCCUGCCCCUGCCGCCUGAGGACUGUCUCCCCUCGCAGCUCCAGGCCUUUUACCGACACCCUCUCGUCGCGGGUCUGCGCGACGCGUGGUGGGGCCCUGAGGCGUCUGCCUCGCUCCUCGCCUUCCUGGCGCUGCCGCCCUCAGCCUCCGGUUUGGGAGGCUUCACGGCCGCCUCCUCGCUGGACGAGGAGUCAGGAGACACUUCCCGGGCGGCCCGCGCCCCAGCCCUGCCCCACCACACCCCUGGAGCCCUGUGCGCCCUCGCCGUGAGUCGCCAAGCCGCCGCCGAUUUUCCUGUCUCUCCAGGAAGCUCCUCCGUACCGACGCGACACCGGCGCGCGGCUCCAGUCUCGGCCAGGGCCCUCCUUGUGUGUCCCGUUCCCGGCCUGGUCCAGGCGUUCUCGCUGCACACCCUCUUGCCAUUUCUUCUCCCCGUCGCUACGUUACCUUGGGCACCGCUCGCGGGCGCGCCCGCCAGUCCACCCGGGGGACGCGGAGCCCUCGAGGGGCCUCCCCACUCGCUUGCGUCUCCGUUGCGCGCCCCCAAGAGGGCGACGUCGGCCCUGAACCCCACCAACGCUGCGGCCGCGACAGUCGCCUCAGUUGCCUCGUCCCAGUCGGCGGCGCAAGCGUCGCAAGCUGCGAUCGCCCAGCAACACGAACAGCGGGAGGCCGAGCGACGCAUGCUCCAGGUCGGGGCUCCGCCCCUGCUUCUCCCUUACCACCCCGCAGUCGUCGGGUCUCUCUUCUCGAGCGGCUUUGUCGGGACUGUGAAGUGGAUUCUAGGAACUCUGCUCAGGUGUCUCCGUGCCGCCGGGCUGACUCCCCGAGACAAAAGCGCCGCGUCGCGCGAGGGGCGCGAAGUCGGCGGUAACGCGACAAAGGCGGCGCGUUCGGAGACCGAGCGGCUUCUCGGGGGACACUUUGAGGACGAGGCGAAACGCUCGAGAGGAAGCGAGGCAGGGUCGGAUGGUUUGUGGGAUCCUGCGCCUCCUGACGAGGCCGAUGCAGGAGACGGGUUAGCGAGUGUCGGCCUCUACGCGCCGGCGGGAGGCGCACACGCCGUCUGUGCCUGUCCUGAACACGCGGGCGGGAGAAGGGGAACUGCCAGGCCGGACGAGCUUUGCUGCUGCUGCUGCGUCCUCCAAACCCUCCUGCAGGCCUCGAUGACGUGCCUCUCUGCGGUGUUUCUCCAGUUCGCAGCACAGGAACAGGAGCUCCUGGCGGCGCGCGCCUCUCGGGUGUUUCGAGAUGAUGGACGGAAAGGCCCGCGGGACUCGGGAACUUCUUCGGCGCGGCAAGCGGCCGGCGCAGCCUGGGACGGGGGUCGCUCUGCUCCCUCUGUCUCCGUGGAGGCAGCCCCCGGAGACGGCGGCGUGCCCCUGGGCCCAGCCACGGGGAGGGAGGCGUUCUUCGUGGCCCUGCUGAGGCGGUGUGGGGUGGCCGGCAGAGGCGAAGCUGCAGGGGCGAGCGACACAGAAGGGAGAGACCUCAAAGGGGAUGGGGACAGGGGUGACGCGGCUGCUGCCUCAGGACGAGACGACCUGCCGGGGUUUACCUCGACGAGCUUCGUGGCCGGGGCGUCGCAGCCGAGAAGGAAGCUCGGCGAGAGAGCCGAGGAUUUGUUUGGGCCCGCGUCUGGGCAGGACGAGGACGACCCCUUCGAUGUGUCAGACCUUCUCGGCUUCGGGAAGAAGAAGGAAGUGGAUUUUUCGUCGGGGUCGAGCACCUGCGGGGCUUCGCGUUUCGACCCAAGCGCAUGCGGAAGCCAAAAUGCCACUCGCCCCGCGUCUCCCCUCUCGUCUACGCUCUCGUGUCUGUCUGCCUCCUCGGCUGCGUCGCUUGACCCCCUCGCUGUUUGCCUGGCGCAGGCCGACUUCGAGAUGCUUCUGCAGCUCCUCGCUCUGGAGAUUCCGGGCCUUCGCCUGUCGCCCCUGGAGCAGCGACAGCUGUGGGGCUUUGUGGCUGCGCUCAGGGCUCUAGAGCGGGGCCAGGGCGAGCGGGGGUACAAACCUGUCUCCACACUCGUUGAGGAUUUCCCGCUGGUCGCGGCGGCCGUCCUCGAAGCUGCGGGCGCCGCCUCAGAGGCUCUUGUCGCCCCGCGCGACGCAGGAACCGAGCGGACCGGGGACGAAGGCCUUUCUGCCCGUGCCGAGGGAGUUGUGGCAAUCCGCUCUGCCGCGCGGGCGAAUUGGGGAGGCUGGGAGGGUGUCGACGCGAAGGAACCUGAACCCAGAACGAAACGGGACUUGGGCCCCGUCCAGGAACAGGCGGCGCGACUUGCAGGCAACGCACUCCGCAGUUGGGCGCUGCGGACGUCGACUGCUGCCGCAGACAGCAAACGCCGAAGGGCCGGCGAGCUGGACAAGGAGGCCUGCCUAGCGAGAGCGCGGCUAGGCCUUCUCCAGUUGGCGGAGGCGGACGCAGACCUCUCCGGCGCUGGUGCUCGACGCGCGGCCUCACGUCAGUCGUCUCGUCCUCUCCCUGCGCUUCUGCUGAGCAGCGAAGACCUCUGCUGGUGUGUCCAGGCAGAUGGAGAAGAGGCGAUGCUCGCGGAGGCCGUCGCCGCUGCCCGGAAGGCCACCGGCGCUCAAGACAAAUUGCUUUGGUCCAACAUGAAGAAACGCGGCGUGGGGUUCUGGCUGCGAAGUACCACGCAGGUGCGUGCGCUCGCGGACUUGCUUCUCAAAGACGCUACCGUGCUGGCGGCUGCCGAGGCGGCGGCGCAGGGCGCGUUUGGAGCCCAAGGCGGCCCCGACGGAGACAGGGCACCCUUCGGGUCUGCCUCGGCCUUCUCGCUCUCCACCGCGCCGGCCGCUGAAGGCGAGGGCCGGCAAAUGCCUGGUGCCAUCCUGUCAAAGGCAAAUUCUUUCCACCAGGACUGCGCAGCUCUCUGGGCCGUCGCAAGCGACCGGCUCAGCUUCGUUAAGGCAGCCUACAAGCAACGAAAAAACAUGAAGGUCGUUGAGUUUCUUUCACGCGAUUUCGGAGACCCUCGUUGGCAAGCUGCUGCCGAGAAGAACGCGUACAAGCUCGUCCAGCAAAGGCGGUACCAUCUAGCUCUCGCCUUCUUCAUCCUGGCGCGACAAAUUCGCGAGGUGUGCGACCUCUGCUGCCGCCAGUUGGAAGACGUCCAGCUGGCUCUCUUCCUUUGUCGCCUGGUCGACGCGACGCAGAGACCGUGUGGGCCGCCGCUGGGGACCGAGCCUUUUUCCUUCGCUUCGGCGUUCUCCGCGCUUGGAGGCAGCGGGGCAAGCGACGUUCUCUCGCCCAGUCCCCCGCCAAAGUCCGGCGGCGCGGGGUCGGCUUCUCCUUCCUCGCCUGUCCUCGGCAUCCCCGGGCUCUCCGGCAGUAUGCACCACCCGUCCCUGUCUCCUCCUCCGCUAUCUUCUCCGACGCUCGGGGCCGUCUCGCCCCAGCCGGCCUCGGCGUUGCCGGGGGGGACCCUGUCUCCGUCAGGUGUCUCUGCGUCUCCCUCCUGUCCUGCGACCGAGUAUCGCCGCGUGUUGUUUCACCGCGUGGCGCCUCUCGCGGCGGCUGCGGGGGACGUCUGGCUGCUCCACCUGGCCUUCUGGCUCGCGGGGGACCACCGGGCGGCCUUCUUCGUUCUCCUUCCCCCCCAUCUGCCCCCGAAGUCUUUCUCCCACUUUGCACCCCACAUCCGGCCGCAUGCACCAACGGUUUCUCUCCGUGCCGAGUCCGCGCAAAGCAGCGCGUUUCCUCGAGGCUGCGCGGGACUCGUCGAUCGGACCACGAACUGGCUUUCCGGGGGCAGCGAUGUCUCCACUCUCACGCCGUUUGACCCGCGUUCGUUCUUCUCGCAAGAAUCCCCGCUCGCCUGGGUGUCCCUUCUCUCCUCGCCCCUCUCUUCUUCGGUUGCGCAGUGCGUCGCCAGUUCCUCCCACGUCCCGCAGGCCUUGGGCGUCUCUCCCGCCGCGUCGGCCCACGCAGAGACGGGGCCCUCUUUCCUCCACCCGGGCAUGUCCUUUGGCUCUUUUUUUUCGAACAGCAAAGAGGCGCCGCGCGUCUCCGGCCACGUGCAUGCAGACGCCGACAGCUUCGACGGCGGCACCCUCAGGCACUCUCAGCUGUCUCUGAGUCUCGUGGCCUUCCAGAGCGUCGUUCAAAACGCGCUGCCCAUCAAGCGGCUUCGCGCCCAGCUCGAAGAGCAGCACGCACAGCUCCAAAUCGCCCGGGAACUGCAUGCGCAGCUUCGCAGCUGGCCGCCGUCGCAGGGCCCUCAGGGCGCUGCCUUUCCCAACUUCGGGCCUCGUGAAGACCCGACAGGGCAGAGUUGGAACGCCCCCGUCUCGGACCCAGACUCUGUCCUGUCCGCGGGCUCGGCGACUGAAGACGGAGGCUUCCCCGGGGCCGCGCAGCACAGCCGCAGCUUCUCGUUUGCCUCUCUGCCUUCGCGGGGGUCUUCGGUGCAACGGCCCUUCCAUUUUCUUCACCACAGCAGCGGGUCCACGCUCACAGGCCUCUCGGACACGACCCGAGGAGACUCGAGCGAGAUUGGAGGCGGGGCGGGCGGAAGCGGGCAGCUGUCUGUGCGCCGAGGAAGAGGGACAGAAGAUGCAGACGGCACUGUCGCGGGUGUCUCCCCCUCCACCAGUGGAGGCGGCUCUCGAGCGCCAGAGAGGGAACAAGGAAGCCCGUUCGACAGGGGCGGCGGUCCCCAGGCUUCGCACCUGCCUGACCCUUCCAAUUCGUCGCGGGAAUCCGCGGCGGAGCCCCAUGCCGGCGGGCGGGGCGCGUCGGUCUCCGUUUUUACGGGGGCUGCUGAGCCCACAGAGGCCCGCGGGGCGUGUGGGGGGGUCACGCCGACGGGGGACAAGGGCGCAGGGGGAUGCGAGGUCGGGGCGGAUGUCUCCGGAGUGCCCGAGUUCUCGGAAACUGCGGUCAUUGGCGAGACGUGUCUCUGGGCUCUGACGAAUCCUGCAGCUGCUGCCACGUGCGAGUUCUAUCUCCUGACCCUCGCUUACCUUCAGCAGAGGCAGGCCUUCCUCGCCGCGCUCGCGUCCACGAGGUUUCUCGCUCUCGCUCGAGGCGGGGACCUCGACGAGGAACGGCGGAGACGGGAAACGCGCCGUGGCCACGUCCAGGCUCCAGGGAGAGAAGGACGUACGCUCCGCUCGCUGGGAGAGGAGACGGAAGCAGAGGCCGGCCGCCGGGCGACCGACGGUCGAGAUCGGCCUGGGGACAGUCUUGACCUCGCGUGCUCGGUUGUCGCCAGGGGAGCCCCUACAGCGCAGGCGGCAUUCGACCUUCUGUUUGCUUCGUGGGUGCCUUGUCUCACCGUGGACCGAUCUUUGCUGUCUUCAGAAGCUGCGCUCCAAAUCCGGCUGCCGUUCCCGGAGGAUCUCUUUGUGAACAAACCGGGGAGAAGCGCGACCCAUCGGCCGUCUGCUGAUCUGUCUGAGCUGACUGGCUUAAAUGCAGGCACAUUGCUCCUUCUCCCUGAAUCGCCUUUUGCCUCUCUCGUCGCUCGCCUCCCUGUCUCCUCCGCAGUCUCUGAGAAGCCGGCUCCCAGCUGUCUCCACUGCGGCGUCGCUCCAGAGGCUGCCUCAGCUUCUCUCCAAGGCGUCGCCCUCAGUCUCCCCGACACCGUUGCGGCCUGCUUCGUCUCGUUCCUCGACCGCUUCUGUGGGGACUCCGCGGGUCUCGUCCCCGUGUUCAACAAGGCCCUUCUGGCUGCCAGUUCGCUCGCGGCGGCCGCUGCCCGUAAGAGUGCCGCCGCGUAUCCCUUCAGUCCCCACUGUCCCGCCUGUCGCCCCCAGCCCUCAAUCGUGGACGCAGAGACACCCGCCUCUUCCUCGGCCCCAGCGCCGUCUCCGUGUCCGUCUGUCCCUUCAGUCGCAGCUCCACCCGUUCCUUCUGCCGGAGAAGCCGCUCUCACUUCGACCGCCACAGCCUUCCAACACAGAGUCGCGGGCUCGAGCCCGAUUCGCGCCCUGGGCCUUUUGGAAUGCAUCGCCUCCCAGCUGCUGCUGUGGUCGGACAGGCGCCGCCGCAGUUCAGGCCUGUCGGCUGUCUCCGAUCUCUGCGGAGACCGAGUGAGUGACACGCGAGUCGGCGCCGCGUGCAGUUGCGCGGAGAAGCGACUUCUCCAAGCGAUUCAGGCAGCCGAGAAGCUCGGAGGCGGCCGACGCCUUGCCGCCGUCGCCGCCAAUGUCAUGGCCUGGGCCGCCGGAGUAGGACCUGUCGCGACCGCUGUCCGAGAGCAGCGGUUUCUCCGGCGCCUUCGACGCGCCCCAGAGACCGACGGAGAGGCCCCUGGAGACGCUCGGGGCUUUGGAGACGACCGGGGGACGUUUUCCACCGAGAAGGCGGGACGGGGUCGGGCCGCUGUGGACGGGAGUCCCCAACCGGCCGACAGCCUUGUCCCAGCAAAGGUGGAGAAGGGCGAGUCCUCGGCGACCGUGGUCUCGCCUUCUUCACCCUGCUGGGCUGUAGCCGCGGCCCUAGGCGGGAGGCUUCCAGCUUUCUUUGAGGAAGACACGCAACACCUGGCCUCGAGCUGCUUCCUGGCAGCGCUUCGGGCGGCGGCUCUGGGGCGCCGCGCCGCAGUCGCCCGACGAUGCGAAGAAGCCCCCAGCACAGCGACAGGGCCCAGCCGGCUCGUCAGCAGGCGCGGGCGGAAGGCGGCCUGGCGCCUCGCCCGGUUCUGUGCAGCGGGGUGGGUGAGGAGCGAAGCUCUUCUCGACCUGAGUUGGCGGCGCGAGGUUCAGAUCCUGCAGCGGUUGCAUGCAGACGAAGCUGGCGAGCUAGGGCGCGCGUGCCGGCUGGGCGUCCGAGGCGGAGACCCUUCUGGUGGCCUCGAGGGAAGGGAAGCACGAGAGGCCUUUUCAGGCGACGGGACCAUCGGCGUCCUCGCGAAGGAGCUAAUUGCCAUUUUCGAUGCUCCGGAGCGACAGCUGUUUGAUUCCUUGGCGCUGUUUUGCUGCACGGCGGCGGCGGCAUCCGCGCUCGAUGUUUCGCUCUCCGCCGAUUCACCUUCUGUCGGCGGCCUUGGAGGAGAUAGGCGACACGAAGAGACACGACCGUUUGUUUGCAAAUCCUGCAGAGAGCAUGGAGAGGAACUCCAAGGGGUCUCGGCCGGCUCGCGGCCCUCCGCGUCUGUCCACUCGCUUGAGCAGCUCCAGCGCCUCUUCGAACUCGUCGUCGUCGCCCUCGCCUGCGUCAGCCUCUGUCUCUCGGCGGCAUUUCCUUUCCUUGCUCUAUUCUUCUCUCUCCACCCCAGCACACACACGGGUGCACACCACGCCUCGCCCUCCGGCCGCAUUGACCGGGGGCCCGCACCCGGUAGCGCGAAGCACCAAAGGGAGACAGCAGGCGGGGACGGUCGCGCGCUGGCGUCCUCAGGGACUUCGACAGGAGGACCAGAUCUCCGUUCGGACGAAGCGCGGCCUGCAAGAGUCUCCGCUCCGUCGACGCCGAGAGCGGGGGCGAAUCGUGAGGCCUCGAAUCGGGAUCGAGAAGACGGAGGCGAGUUCGGAGCCUCAGGAGACGCUCGAGGGCCCGACCUUGGCGAAGACGACGGUGGCGACGCGCGGCCGUUCCACCCGCUACAGAUUGUUCUCCACAUUGCUGUCUACCUACAAUUCAUCCUCAUGCAGCCGCAGAGGUCCACGUGGCGAGUCGAGCUCCGUAAGCAUCUCCAAGACUUUCUCUGGCCUCGGUUGCAGUUGGUAGGCGCCGCUGAGGAGCCGAGCAGCAGUGCCUGCGAAGCGAAGGAGUCAGCCGCAAAGGACGCUCGGGGCGAGGUGUCUCGCGGAAGCAAGUCGGAUUUUUUCCCGGCGUCCUCGAGUCUCCUCCAAUGCCUGGCCACGUGUUUGAGUGUGAAGGUCUUUGAGUUCCUUCUGGAUGUGCUUCGAGCAGUCGAUCGCGAAGCGCUGCGUCUUCUCCACUUCCUGCAGCUUCUCUCUCUAGUGCCCACUUCCCGUGGAGACUCACCAUGGAUGACGGAAACCGAGCGAGAAGGUGUCUCCGUGAAGGGAGCGGCGGUCGGGAGCUCGGAUGCGCCGUCUUCUUCCUCGUCCGGGGGGCUCCUGCCUCCAAUUGCGUCAGGCCCCGAGGCUGAGGGUUUCACCGUUUCCGUCCAGAUGCGGCCACAUGCUCUGUGGUUGCAGGAGCGACAGAUUAGCCAUCUGCGGGGUUGGAUAGAUCGUCUCUGUUUCUCUCUUUCGUCGUUCCUCUGCACGCAUCUGCGGCCGCUCCUGACGCGCGCGGCGCCUCCAGCUGCUGCGGUUCUCUUGCCGCUUCUCUGCAACGCAGACCAGGGCGAUCUGCGCUCUGGAGUCCCGGGCGUCGAGCGGUCUGUGAAAGGCCCAAGCGCGAGCGAAGUAACGCGCGUGUCGCUUCUCGACAACUCGUUUCCUGGCCUGACGAAAAGCACGAAAGGGUCGCUUCUUUGCAGGUCGAUCUCCGUGCUUCUCGGCGCAGAGGCUUCCCAGCUCUGGAUUCUCCUCGGGUGCACUUCCCGCCUCCAGUGGCUCUUCUCUCAGCUUCCACUCCUCCCGCUUCCGCAGCCAGUCCCUCCGUCUGGGCCCCCAGGCGCCGCCUUCGCUGCUCCGUCCUCCGGUGGAGGCCAUGGCAGGCCGAAGGACGCCGCUGCGGGCCUCUCUCCGGCGGGUCCCGGUGGAGCCCCAGCGGCCACUCACCAGAAACUGUCAGUCGCAGGGGUUGUCGAGAGAGCGGCUCGGGCUGCGGUUCUGCCUGGCGGCCUCUCAGGGGGGCGCGGGAUGUGGGAGAGCGCAGGGCCCGGUGUCCAUGAUGCAGGAGUCGGCGGUUUUGGAGGCCGAGCAGGAAAAAAAUCUGCAUGCGGCGAUUCCCUGACACGCAUGCAGCUUCAGCAGCAGCUGGUGCGGGCGGGCAUUCCGCAUUUGCUCGUGGCCGACCGGCCCUAUCCUACUCAGAAACACAGCGGGUCUGGGAGGCCUCUCUCGCGUCUUCAACAACAGAUCUUGGCCGAUCUACCGUCCCUGCGAACUGCCGACGAACUGGUUGCUUCUGGGGCCUUCCCAGGCGUGCCGUGUGUCCUCGGCGGCCUGUUUCCGGCGGGGAAAGUCUGCAGCAUCGCGGCGUCGCGACCUGCAACAAACGCUGUAGAUGCUUUGCGGAAAACGUACGACCAUCAUCUCCCGUCCUUCCUCACUCCGCAAGCUGUCGCGCUCCUUCUUGCCGAGGCAGCCGGCCUGCCAUCCCACACGAAAGCCGCAGUGGACGCGGCUCUCUCUCCCGCCUGUGCGGCCUCUGUUCGUCCUUCACAUGCGUCGCCCUCAAGCGUUUCUUCCUCGCUGUCCCCCUGGUGGAGUUCGCCGUGCUGCGCGAUCCCGCUGUGCGCCGUUCUCGGGCCCGUGACGGCGGCCUGCUGCGGAAGCAACCGCCGCCGGCACUUCCCCCCCGUCGGUGCUUCGAUCAGCACCGACCUGGCGAUCGCCGUGGGGCCUCUCGAAGGCCUUUCUGCCCAGGGAGGUAACGCAAGCAGCUACGUGCUUCGAACUGUGCGCAUCCCGCCCUCGCUCUUGGGGUCUUCGUCGUUCGGAGGCAGCACUUGCACGGCUUCCCUGCUCUACGGAGCCGCCGCCGCAGUCCACGCCACGGCAGCCGCGACGGCUGCUGUCGCUGCAGCUGCGGAGGAGGACGGCGCGAGACGCGUCGCUCGGAGGCAGGCCGCACUAGCGCCGUCCCCCGAGGUCGACGAUGUGGGGACGGCCGACCAGGCGGCUCGCCCGGAUCCUCCGGGAGAGCCCGCGGGACGCCAAGCACAGGCCCCGAAAAAACCCUGCCACGCGGACGCGCCGUCAAAGCCCUCCGCCACCCAGUCCGAGGGGCUGUUCUGUGUGGGGCAGGGUGUGGGCCCGUCUGACGCGGAGACGGGGACAGAAGUCGCGAGACGCUCAGAGGCGGCCAGAGGCCUUUCGCAGCGAAGCGAACGCGCAGAGGCUUUGCAGGCGGAGGCCCGGUGGCUUCUCUCGGUGAGCGCCCCGCUUGUCAGCGAGGUGGGCGGCCCAGGCGGGGCCUUUGUCGGCAUCGCUCCAUUGCGCCGAGCGACUGUGAACAGCUCUCAGCAUCUCCAGCGGCGUCUCCGCAUGCUAGCGCCUCUCCGCCACCGGCAACUGGCCCCAGGGCUCGAGCCAUCGAAGCCUGGCGGUUCGGAGCGGGCGGCUCCUCCGGCCGACGCUCUGGUGAAAACGUCGAGUCUCCUGACUGCGAGCUGGGCCGAAGGGUCGGUGCUUCUUUCCGUCUGGUUCGGCUACCUGUUGACGCGGGACACUUCCCUCUUCGCGUACGCACAGGUGGAUCGGAUGAGCGCGGCGAUGCGGCUUCUCGCUGCCGCCGCUGCAGCGGAUGUGGCCGCGCCCGUCCAAAAAGAAGGCAGUGGAAGCCAGGGCGCGGCGAAGCCUGGCGGUCCGGCGGGAGGCGCGAAGGGAGCAGCCGCGCAUCCACUUUCUCCGACUGGCAUGGACCCCUCGGCAGGAGGCAGCAGUUCGUCGGCAGCUCACGGCCUGCCGACAUCCACGUCGUUGGAGCCCACUUUUCCGUAUCAGGCGUUCCCCAGUCUCUCUGUCCUCCGGUCCCGGUUCGCCUUCACCGGCGCGGUCAGCGCGCAUCCAUUCCUGCCGAUCUUUGCGGCGGCGCUCCAAGCAGUCGAUUUCCAGUCCUGCCCAGCAACUGCGUUCGCGGCGAUUCUGCGGCCCUUUGGAGCCCACGCGCGGAGCUUGCCCAAGGCCGCUCCGGCGGCUCUCCCGCCACCGCCGGACAGCUCGGCCAGCGACGCGGCGAGACGCGAGUCUGAGCCGCGAGAAUCUGGAUCGGGGAGUUUGAAGGGGGACAGCCGCGGCGCCGCAGCUGGGAGCACAGUGGCGAGAGACAAAGGCUCCCACAGCGAUUCCCAGACGGACCGCGCGCGUCGAGACACACGACCUGGGGCUGAGCAGCUGCGGGCGGAAGCAGAGAACGCGAGGGUGGGGGAGCUAGGACUUGGUGGGGCGAAAGGUGUGCAACUGGGUCAAGAGACGUCGCUUUUAGACUCCCGUUCGGGAUCCCUCAACAUGGGUGCUCUCGGACGUCACGAGGGGCGCGACUCGGAGACAGGACAGGCCGCUUCGGUGGGGUCUGCUGAGCGUCGCCAGGUGUCUCAGCCGCUCCGGACAGAGUCAACCGACACGGUGGCGGAUCGUGGCGAAGGCAGUUUCUCUUUCGACGGCGGCCUUCCCGCAGAGAUGGGAAAGGGGGCAGGCGCCAAGGGGCGAGCCGCAGGCGCCCGAAGUCCUGGCGGCGCCGGUCUCCGGGCGGGGAUCGGCUCGAGCGCGCUCGCCGCUGCGUCGCCCGUUGGAGGCGGAGCGCGCUCGGUAUCGCGGCCACAGCAGGAGGCGCGGUUACAGAGUUUCGGCAACAUCACCGCCGCGGUGUGGAGUGAAUCUGGAGACAGUCUCUAUCUGGCAGAUUCGAAUGGGUGGGUCCGAGUCUUUGGCCUGCUUCGCGGGCCCCUGAUGCCGCCGUCUGCAGCCGUCUCGGUUGCAGCGGCUGCAGCAGACCCCGAAACUGCCUCGCGUCUGGGGAUGUCUAGCCACCUGCCACGUGGGGGUCGCGUCGGCCCCAGUCCCGUGCUCAAAGAAAGCAUGCUGGCGGCAGCCCUGCAACAAGUUUCUCGGCCGACAGUCGCCUGGCGCGCCCACAUGUCAACGGCCGAAGUGCUUCCGCUCUUCGGGUGCGGAUCGUGGCUGUUGACGCGAGGCGUCGGCCUCUUCCCGCAUGCGAUUCGCCAGAAUCCCGUCCUGGUUGAAGGGUGUCCUUGUUCUCCAGGGGCUUCAGAUCCGGAGCCGUGGGCCAAAGGCACCGGCGCCGCAGAAGGCGUGGCAGAGAAACCAAGAGACCCCACGGAUCCCGAUUUCCUCUACAGAAGGGGCCGGGGCCGAGAAGAAGUCGAUCGAGCGCGCGGCGUGGGACGCAGUGCCUCCGUUGGCGGCGGCGCUCCAGGCGAAGGCUACGGAGACGACGAAGACCACGCGUGUGGAUCCGACGAAGGUGGACUUCUCCGCGGCGAGCGGGCCGUGGAGAAGUUGAAGCACCCCAUGCGGGUUUCCGUUCAAGCGCACAGUGCUGGCGCGAACGGCACAGGCGGAAGCAGCGGCGGUCUCGGCGGGCGCGGGGUCCGCACUGCGACGCCUCCCGGGAGAACUCGAGCGUCCGCGGGAGAAAACCAGCGGUCUGGGCCGGCGACGACUUCACAGGGUUCGAGUGCCGACCUCGGAGAGAGUGGAGAGGAACUGAGGCGUCGGGAACGAGGGCGAUGUGAUUCGGCGACGGACACGGCGGAGGGCGGGGCGAAGGCGAGCGGGGGUCAUCACCACCAUCCGUUCUCAAUUUUCCGGCGCGGCCGAGGCAAAGGCUGCUGCGAGGCGGCCGCAGCUGGUGCAGGCGGGGGCUUGGGGCGCAUGCGGACGGCGUGUCUCCCGGGGAGGAGAAGGGAGUCCGUUUCGGCAACGACCGAGACUGAGAAGGAGGGCCCCGACGAUGUCCCGCUGGGGUCGAAGAGGCGGCGGGUCCUUCGCAUGGUCCCCAACGCCGCGCGGCGACGCUUCAAACGCACAGACGUCAUCGCGAAGAUCCACUCGCGGCUCCUUCAGUACCAGAGUCUGCUGCAGCUCCGGCACGCCAGUUCGCAGCUCCUCUCUCGGAAAAACAGUCAGCGCGACGUGGGCGAGGCAGGCAAGUGGCGCAGCCAAGGCAGCGGCGAGUCCAAGCCGUCGGUUCCUGGGGCGGUCUUCGACUACCCGUACUCUGGGACGCUGACGCGAGGCCGCAUCGGCCCCGAGGGCUUCGCCAGCCUCUCGGGGGACUGUGCUCUCUACAGCGACGGCGACGGGAACGACGACAGCCAGUCCGGAGACGUCGGCCCUCUCGCGACAACCCUCCCCCUGCAGCAGUGGACGUCUGCUCUGUUUGGGUUUGGCGGGCCGGGAGAGGUGUCGGAUGAGGACGAGUCGCUGAGUGGCAAGGAGCGGUUGCUCGGCAAGACCAGCAAGCAGCUGCCUCGAGUCGCAGGGCCGUGCAUCUGCGUUUGGGAUCUGUGGGACAUGACUGAAGGCGGACCACGCCUCGACUGCGUGAUCACGUGCGACGAUCUCCUCCUCACGCGUGCGCAGCACCACCUAGCCAGCGCCGGCCCCGCGGCGACCGCGCGCGUCUCCAAACGCGGGAAGAAAGCCAAGAAGAGCGCUUCAGCCUCGGAGACGCGCCCCGGCAGAGACACGUGGGAAGUCGUCCCCACGCACACUCCGACAUGCAUGUGCGUCGCUGUCCUCCAAGACGGCUCCGCUGCCUGCGGCUGCUGUUCAGCUGCAGCCAGCGGCGGGUGUGCGUGCUCGACUGCGGGGUCGUUGAGUGCGGCAGGCGGCUCACGGACCUGGAGCAGCGCCGGGGCUGGGGAGCUGCGAGGUUCCGGAGGCGCCUGCGCCCUCGGCAGCAGCUGUCGGUGUUGCAGCUGGUGCUGCGGCUCCAUGCGGUGCGUCUUGUACGGAGACACAGACGGCUUGGUGCAUGCAGUCGAUUUGGCUGCUCAAGAGGAAAUCCACCGCUGGCGCGCACAUCCGUCUGCCGUGGUCGCGUGUGCGGUGUCGCGGCCUGCGGCGAGCCCCUCGCACGCAUCCCUCCCCGCGUCUUGGCUGAUCACUGCCACAGUCGCCUCCGCUGCGGACGCGACGUUCCGGUGCUGGAGUCUCUCCUCGCUUGCGGGAGGUCCGCCAUUCCUUCUCUACGAGUUCACCUCGCCGGGGCACGUCCCGCGUCCUCUCCGGGAAGCGGGAGGCCGCGCACCUCGGGCCCCGGCAGGCGCAGAAGUGGGAAAGCCUGGCGGCGUGGCGGGCGCCGGGAAUGCCUUCUUCAGCAGCUGGCAUGGAGAACUGGGGGAUACCCCUGGAGUCGUCGUAGGAAGUGUCGGCGCGCACCCAGAAGAGCGAAGGAAUAUGGAGGCAGUGGGACUCUUGGGAGAGGGGGAGCGUCCAGGAAUGGCGCAGCAGCCGCCUCAGUCGGUUUCUCCUUUUUCGCCCUUCGCCCCUUCGUCCGCGAACGCGCUUGUGCGUCUUCUCGGGGGAGAUGCAAGGGACACGAAAGAGACGCAGCCGCCGGGGACUGCAGAGGAAAGCGUAUCCAUGAUGCAAGUCGUCGGUCCUGGACAAAUCCUCACGGUCCGCCAAGACGGCAUUGCCCUUUUAAAUCGCUUGUGA
Molecule: messenger RNA, 20769 nt
Organism: Neospora caninum
Lineage: Eukaryota; Apicomplexa; Conoidasida; Eucoccidiorida; Sarcocystidae
Product: AGAP010490-PA, related
Exons: 6
Coding region: 1-20769 (6922 amino acids)
Biological process (GO): vacuolar acidification
Cellular component (GO): RAVE complex
Molecular function (GO): protein binding
Source: RefSeq, a predicted model, not a curated record